AUGUGUACAGAUCCACUCAUUUUCGGUGACACGGUGCAUCUUGAUCUAAUUCAGGAUCACGCGGACGCCAACCAAUGGUUCUCGCAGCGGAAAGAUGCCCUGGAGUCGCCUGAGGAUCUGGAAGCUCCUCCGAUUGAAGACAAGAUUCUAUUGCCUUACUACCUGUACGGCUUCAUUCUUCGGUCUCGCAAAUGGGCCAAGUUCAGCAUCGACCUGAUCAACAAUAUUGAGGACAAGAACUCAUUCGAUGACCUCGUUUUGCAAGAUGGGCAUGCUGACGCUAUCAAAGCACUCGUGGAAAACCACAACCGUGGACCAGGCAGAGACAAAGAAAAUGGGCACGUAGAGGUCUCGAUGGACCUUGUCAAAGGCAAAGGGAAAGGAGUGAUAAUCCUCUUACAUGGAGAACCCGGCGUCGGGAAGACUUCGACCGCGGAGUGCAUUGCGGACUACACGUCGCGCCCGCUGUAUCCGAUAACAUGUGGCGACAUCGGCGAGACUGCCGAUACAGUGGAAGAGAAUCUCGAGAAAACGUUCCAGCUAGCGCACAAGUGGGGCUGCGUGCUACUUCUUGACGAGGCCGAUGUAUUCCUGCAAGAGCGUAACCGGGAAGAUCUACGGCGCAACGCGGUCGUCUCUGUCUUCCUACGGGUGCUCGAAUACUACUCCGGGAUCCUUUUCUUGACAACCAACCGGGUCGGCAUCAUCGACCAAGCGUUUCGCAGCCGCAUUCACCUCAGCCUCUUCUACCCAGCGCUCGACAAGAACGCGACGCUGACUAUCUGGAGGAUGCAUCUUGAUACGGCCAAGCGGCGCUUCAAAGAGCGCGGUCAAGUGCUAGAGGUCGACAAGAAGCAGGUUCUGAAGUUUGCCAAGGAGCAAUUCAAGAAGAUGAAGGCGAAUAACAUGAACAAUUGGAACGGAAGACAAAUCCGCAACGCCUUCCAAACCGCCAUUGCGCUCGCCGAGUACCGCGCACAAGGCAAAGGGGACAUCCACCACCAGAAAAAGAAAGGCAAGAAAGUGACUAAGCUCACCGUCGACCAGUUCAAAAUUGUCCAGCAAACAUCCGACUCUUUCGACGAAUACCUCCUGGCCACACAAAAAGCAACGCAGUCCUCGCAGGCGCGCGCCAACAAAACGCGGAGCGAUGACUUCAAGGCGAAGGAACAGUACGCAGAGUCCAGUAAAGCCAAGUCUGCGGCUGCGAAGCCGAAAGGUAGGGUUGAGAAGAAGAAGGUGAAGGUGGAGCCCGAUUCGGACAGCACCAUUACCUCUGACAGCUCAGAGGAAGAGGAUGAGGAGGAUGAGAGUUCUAAAGAUGACGGCAGUCAGAGUGAUAGCGAUGCUGUGUCUGAACAACAAGAGAGCGAUGACAGCGACGAAGUUGCGGAAGAGAUUGUGAGCAAGAAGGCAAAAGGCAAAAAGGGUCUCUCGGUAAAGAAAGGUGAAGAUGUUGCUGCCAAGUCGGAGAAGAUAAAGACCAAGAAGAAGGAAUCAAAGAAGAGAGUUGAAGACAGCGAUGAAGAACACGAGACAGAGGCGAAGGUGGAAAAGAAGCGCGGCAAAAAGUGA
Lasiodiplodia theobromae is the source of this 1575-nucleotide messenger RNA. RefSeq names its product ATPAse AAA+ type core protein. The record is from RefSeq and is a predicted model, not a curated record. Lineage: Eukaryota; Fungi; Ascomycota; Dothideomycetes; Botryosphaeriales; Botryosphaeriaceae. The transcript has 6 exons. Gene Ontology annotation, molecular function: ATP binding; ATP hydrolysis activity. The coding region runs from base 1 to 1575 and encodes 524 amino acids.